CAGACACAUACGGGGGUCUGCAUGGCCCGCUGAGGUGAAGCCGGGGCCAUGUUGGAGGCAUCACUGGACAGGAACUUCUCCCACAGCACCUUCUUGUUCAGAGGUUUUCCUGAGCUGCACAAACACCGACGGCUGCUGGCGCUGCCGUUCUCCACGUCCUACCUGACGGCGCUGCUGGGAAACUCUCUGCUGGUGUACGUGAUCCAAAGCGUGGAGAGUCUGCACAGCCCCAUGUACCUCCUCAUCUACACGCUCUGUGUCGUUGACAUCCUUGUGGUGACUGCCAUCAUCCCCAACAUGCUCCUCGGCCUCCUCUUCGACUGGGACGAGAUCUCACUGGGUGGCUGCUUGACUCAGAUGUUCUUCACUCACUUCCUGUCCUCGUUGGAGUCAACAUUGCUGCUGGCGAUGGCGCUGGACCGCUAUGUCGCCAUCUGCCAGCCGCUGCGCUAUGCCAAAAUCAUCAACUCCUCCAUGUUCGUGAAGCUGCUGCUCUUCACUCUGAUCCGCAGCGGCUCCAUCAUGGCGACGCUGGUCGGUUUGGCGAGUUCGCUGCACUUUUGUGGCUCGAACACGAUCCAACACUGCUACUGUGACCACAUGGCGCUGGUCAGCCUGGCAUGUGGCAACACGGAGAAAAACAGCACAGCAGGCCUCGCUGUGAUUGUCUGUUUUGUGGGCGUGGACAUACCGCUCAUCUUCUUCUCCUACAUGAAGAUCUUGAGCGUUGUCUUGCGAGCGGCGGCAGCUGGUGAGGACCGCUGGAAGGCGUUUCACACCUGUGGCACUCACCUGAUCGUCAUGAUGUGUUUCUACCUGGUGGGCAGCGUCACGUUCCUCUCUCACAACCUGAACAUCCCCAUCCCAACGGACGUCAACACCUUCAUGGGACUCAUGUACAUUCUGUUCCCGGCGACAGUUAACCCCAUCAUCUACGGUGUUCGGACUAAAGAAAUCCGAAAUGGCUUUUUACGGAUUUUUAAAGUGCGAGUGGAAAAAGUUUUGAUGGUGAAAGUUUCUCCGGCUGGAAAAAGACAAACGUGACAAAGUUCUUCUGCUUCAAAAAAACUUCCCCAAUUCUCCAGUCGACUGUUUGUGUCUCUGAGUCACAGAUUCUCUAACGUUCACCUGAACGUCUCCUUGUUUCAGAGAUUUUUGUCCAUUUCAUGAAAGAAAAUAAAUAACUGACUAAAUCUAAAUUAACACGUUUAGUCGCUGAAUUUAAAAACAUUUCAGUUCUUCGUUGCCUCAGAACUUAAAACUAUUUUGUGGUGAGUUUUUUAUUGUAAUAAUUUGAAGUUUAAGUUUACAGUCAGGUUAGAGUUAGAUCGCUCAGACCCAUUUUCUGUUCAUGUUUCAUACAUGUGUCAUAUAUGUUCAGCUUUCUUUGUAUUUUGACCGAUGUAAAAUUUCUUGUAUUUCUUGUAUGUACUCUGCCCACUGACACACACUGUGUUUGAA
Messenger RNA from Epinephelus moara (kelp grouper), 1461 nucleotides. RefSeq names its product olfactory receptor 52K2-like. The transcript has 2 exons. The coding region runs from base 49 to 1044 and encodes 331 amino acids. Gene Ontology annotation, cellular component: membrane. The record is from RefSeq and is a predicted model, not a curated record. NCBI's taxonomy places the organism in Eukaryota, Metazoa, Chordata, Actinopteri, Perciformes, Serranidae. Gene Ontology annotation, molecular function: G protein-coupled receptor activity; olfactory receptor activity. Gene Ontology annotation, biological process: G protein-coupled receptor signaling pathway.